Molecule: messenger RNA, 2365 nt
Organism: Drosophila eugracilis
Lineage: Eukaryota; Metazoa; Arthropoda; Insecta; Diptera; Drosophilidae
Gene: PK2-R2
Product: pyrokinin-1 receptor
Exons: 9
Coding region: 521-2308 (595 amino acids)
Biological process (GO): neuropeptide signaling pathway
Cellular component (GO): plasma membrane
Molecular function (GO): neuropeptide receptor activity
Source: RefSeq, a predicted model, not a curated record
GUCGUCGUCGCUCUCGAGAUUAUUUCUUUGGGAUUUGAGUAUUUUUUCGGUUAUCUUCCGAACGGCGAAGUAAAAACGAGAAAACGGGAAAACCAUCAAUUUACGCGUGCCCCUCAAGUCAUAAUUUUUCGGUUCGGAGAAUCAUUUUGCGUACCAGAAUUAAUCAGUGCCAUACGCAAAUAGUUAAAACCAUUAAUUGUGAGUGUUGGUGUGCGUGUUUGAAAUUAAGCCCAGCGUCUCGUGGUCAUUAAUCAGCGUUUAGCACAUGCCUCCUUUUGCCCUGUGCCUGGUCUUUUGCCUAGGACACGACUGACUGCCGCCUGCCAGUUUCUCAGGAUGCCAGAUUGUAAGUGGAGUGGCACUGGCCUAAGUCGAAAUUGAUGAGCCCCCGUAAGGGGCAUUAUGAAAGCAUUAUUCGGAAUACAUAAGACGGGACUUUGAAAUACUCAAAGAAAUUCGAAAUUAAUAGUGCACACACACACUCAAAACACAACAACACAACACACACAGUGCCCCAUACAUGGCAGUCAAAAUGCUGCCCAGUAACAGUUCCGGUCUCCUGGCAACCGAUCUGCAACUGUUUCACAAUGAGAAAUUCCUUUUGAAUCUGACCCAAGUGCUGAACAUCUCAGCGGAUAACCUGACCAGCUUGCUGCAGGGUCUGGAAACGGAGGAACUGCUACCCACUGUGACCCCGAUGACCCCACUUUCUCUGCUGGCCACCCUCAGCGUGGGCUAUGCCCUCAUCUUUAUCGCCGGUGUUCUAGGCAACCUCAUCACCUGCAUCGUCAUUUCGCGGAACAACUUCAUGCACACGGCCACCAACUUCUACCUUUUUAACUUGGCCAUAUCGGAUAUGAUCUUGUUAUGCUCAGGAAUGCCCCAGGACUUGUACAAUCUCUGGCAUCCGGACAAUUAUCCCUUCAGCGACAGCAUUUGCAUAUUGGAGAGUGUUCUCUCGGAAACGGCUGCCAAUGCGACUGUCCUGACUAUCACAGCUUUUACCGUGGAACGAUAUAUUGCCAUUUGUCAUCCGUUCAGGCAGCACACGAUGUCCAAGUUGUCACGGGCCGUAAAGUUCAUAUUUGCCAUCUGGAUAGCCGCCCUUCUACUGGCCCUGCCACAAGCCAUCCAGUUCUCCGUGGUGAUGCAGGGCAUGGGAUCAUCGUGUACGAUGAAAAACGACUUUUUUGCCCAUGUGUUUGCUGUGUCGGGCUUCCUGUUCUUCGGCGGACCCAUGACGGCCAUCUGCGUGCUCUACGUCCUUAUAGGGGUGAAGCUGAAGAGGAGUCGACUCCUGCAGGCACUUCCCAGGCGAUGUUACGAUGUGAACCGUGGGAUAAGCGCUCAAACUCGGGUCAUCCGGAUGCUGGUGGCUGUGGCCGUGGCAUUCUUCAUCUGCUGGGCUCCCUUUCACGCCCAGCGCCUGAUGGCGGUCUAUGGCUCCUCCUCGGGCAUUGAGUCCCAAUGGUUCAACGACGUGUUCAGCAUCCUUGACUACACGUCCGGCGUUCUCUAUUUCCUUUCAACGUGUAUAAACCCGCUGCUCUACAACAUCAUGAGCCACAAGUUUCGUGAGGCAUUCAAGGUAACCUUGGCUAGACACUUUGGUUUGGGUGGCAAGAAUCAGGGAAGAGGGCUGCCCCACACCUACAGUGCUCUGAGACGUAAUCAGACGGGUUCGUUGCGGUUGCAUACGACGGACAGCGUUAGGACCACCAUGACUUCCACGGCUACGACCACCACCGGACUAAAUGGCUGUGCCAAUGGCAAUGGGACGACUGCAGGUCAGUCGGUGCGAUUGAACCGUGUAUCCUUGGACAGCUCACAGAUGCAGGGUCAGAAUAGAAGCCGGGUGGACCACUUCGAUAACCCGCGACGCACGCUCCAGACGCAAAUAUCUCAGCUGUCAUCAGUGGGCGAUGCCCAUUCCCUUCUAGAGGAGGAUUUGCAAUUUCCCGGAGAGCCAUUGCAGCGACAACCGACCAUGUGCUCCAUUGAUGAGCUCACCGAUGACUUGGCCAUCUCGCGGUCACGCCUCAAACUGACGCGCAUCACCCGCCCACUGGGCGUGGGUAGUGUUGCGGUGGGCGUGUCAGGGGGCAGUGCAGGGACGGGGGGCGUGAGCAAUGACGAGUCGAGUGGCAAAGUGCGCAAGGCGAAAGUGAAAACACUGAAGAGCUCAAGCGCUCUCAAGGGUCUCAGGGCCAAAUUCAAUUGGCGUGCCAGACGCAAAGGCAGCCACAAACCGCAAGGCAAAGGGGCGACGGGGGCUAACGACGAUUCAGGCGAGCGGUCUGCCUUUUAAGGGGGGUUUAAGGGGGGAGUCCCGGAGUCCAUUCCAGUGCCACCUACAGACAUUACA